AUGUCGACUGCUGCACAGAGCAGCUACGCAGCCUCUACUGCAGACAAUGCCAACAACGUUGCAGCAGUCUUCCUCCCCCGCCCUCGAUCUCGACUGCGCACCAUCGCGAAGCAGUACGACGAAGCUGCGCAGCAAACCGUCACACAUACCGACGAGCCAUACAAGAUCGUUUGGGGGAGCCGAACUUUCGUCAUUAGCGGUGUUCUAAACAAGAAGAAGAGCCGUGGCCGUCGUUCCUGGAUUACUCGUGAGGGUUGGUUCCUAACGGAGCUGACGACAACAGGAAAGGUCAAGCAGGAUGUCUGGUGCUGUCGACGCUGCGAUGCCUACGGCAAGCCCCAGUCCCACAACAUCGCCGAGGACAGCCCCAGCCGGCCAGACAACGAGAUGACCGUCCUUGACAUCCAGCGAGAGGCUAGCAACCGAUCGACCCCUUCCAGCAUUCCACAAGCGAAGAUCAGUCGGGCCCGGGAGCUUCUAGUAGGCUAUAUUGUCGACGGCGACUUGCCCUUUACUGCUCUUGAGAGCGUCUACAUCAAGGAGCUCUUAAAGCAGCUAGACCCUGGAUUCGCCCAAGAGCUCCCUCACAGUAGAUCGACAAUUGGAAGGGAUAUCAAGGAGGUUUUUGAGUCGAAGAUGAUGGCGGUCAAGGCUGACCUGACGAAAGCCCUCAGUCAGAUUCAUAUUAGCUUCGACCUUUGGACCUCUCCAAACAACCUAGCCAUGAUUUCAGUCUUUGGGCACUUCAUCAAUCAGAAGAAAAUGCCCCAGAGCAGGUUGCUAGCCUUCCGUCGGCAGCUAGGGAAGCAUUCUGGGAAUUACAUCGCGCUCACGAUCCAGGAUAUUCUCAAGGCUUGGGGAAUUGGGAAGCAGGUGGGUGUCUGCGUCGCCGACAAUGCAGGGAACAACGACACAUGCCUCAAGGCCCUAUAUCGAUCCCUCGAUCCCACCAUAACCGACCGAGAUAUCAAGGCGCGUCGAAUGCGAUGCUUCGGUCAUGUCCUCAAUCUUGUUGUUCAGGCUUUCCUUUUUGGCCAGGAUGCUACCUGCUUCGAGAGGGAUGCUUAUACCCUUUCCCUUUGGAGUGACGACGAGGCUGAACUAGCACAUUGGAGAGCAAAGGGACCUGUUGGAAAGCUUCACAAUAUCGUCAAGUUCAUCAGGGCGUCGCCGCAACGAUCCGAGGCAUUCCGACAGCAUGCUAAGGAAGCCCAGACCUCUGACGACUAUCUGUUGUCAGAGGAGCCGACCUGGGACCUUGGCCUCAAGCAGGACAACAGCACGCGCUGGAACUCAACUUACCUGAUGAUCGAGAGGGCUGUCAGGAAGAGGGAUGAUAUCAACAGCUUUAUCUUGGAGCUUGAUCUUGAAUCUGAUGGUGACAAGCGGAUCCCUGAUGCUGACAAACUAACCACCGACGACUGGAAGGCCCUGAUCGAGAUCAAGACGAUCUUAGAACCACUCUACAAACUGACGAUAAAGACCCAGGGAUGGGGGCAGUCUGGAACAAGUGGUCGACUUUCAGAUGUUCUAAUGGGGAUGGAAUAUGUAUUGGGACAUCUUGAAGGUUACAAGACUCUAUACGACAAGGAUUCCGGUCUUGAAGCUGCUCGAGCAGCUGAAGCUUCGGCGGAUCUAGCGCGUAAUCAACCAACCAGUCUAUCGCAGCUUCGAUCGACGCGGCGGCUGCGCUUCAACGAAGGGGCCCUGCCUUCUCAUGCCCGCGACGAGUACGUCACGAUGCCCGACAGCGACGGUCUGCUUAGACUCCAAGCUAGAGAGCGGGCCAGCAUUCGGGCCAGUAUCAACAAUGCCUGGAAGAAACUUGACGAGUACUACACGAAGCUUGCGGAUUCCCCUUUGUUCACUGCAGCUAUCAUUCUGAAUCCAAAUCUCGGCCUUCGGUGGCUGCGGCGUCGGUGGAGGGAUCCCGAACAACAUGAGUGGCUCGUUGCUGCGAAAGAUGGUCUCAAGGAAUACUUUGACCGCUGGUAUUGCAGCUCUGAUGAUCCCCAGCCUCAGGGUCGAUCUGUCUGUCGAGAUUUAGGCCGGGAGGACGAUGCUUACGAGGCCUUCGUCAACAGCGGAGUCAGUUCCGAUGAAGAUGGUAACGAGGACGAGAUUGACCGGUACUACAACAUGAAGGUCGGGGGCAACGUCGAUCCGGUUGAAUGGUGGAUCAGUAAUAAGGCUCAGUUCCCAAAGCUGUCUCAGAUGGCCCUUGACAUUCUCGCUAUUCCAGCCAUGGCAGCUGACUGCGAGAGGUCCUUCAGCAUUGCUAGGCUUACUCUGAGCUCCCAGAGGCAUGCAAUGAAGUGGGAGACUAUCGAGAUGCUUCAGAUGCUGAAGAACUGGCUUAGGAACGGCGAUAUCGUCAUCGGAGGAGUCAUGAAGGGCAGCAGGCCGGAUUGGGGAUCGAUUAAGGGGCAGCAGGCUGUGCUCCAGGGCUGGAUGGUGGUUCGGUCGCUUCGCGUUCUGCGGUUUCUGGGGCAACCGGCGAGGAAGAUGGAUUCUGAGGCGAGGAAGUGGGAUUUUGAGCACGGCCUAGUGAAGAGAACGGGUUUCUGCUUGCGACUGCUCCGGGGCCAGCCGAUCGUGGUGUCGUUGGACCCCCAGGAGUCGGCCACUGCACGUGAUCCACGACCCCUUAGGAAAGGGGUUCGCGGCGGUCCGCAUCCACCCGGCCAGAGACUUCCAGGGUUGCUGGUCGACGGGGAAGAGAACGAGGACGUGGCAUAUGUGUAUGCCCUCGCGAGGAGGGCGGUCGUUCUCUGGCUGCAACCAGGUCCUGCUCCAGUACAAAAUAAUGGGGCGUACGGAGUCAAGCCGCCAUCACGGGGCAGUGCCAGCGCCACCUGUACGGACUGGGUUUCGUCUGUCUCCUAUCUAUUAACGCCUACGCCUUGGAAGAAACGCAGUCCUGCACCUUGCCCUCUUCGUUCCAUGGGAAGGUUUCAGGCUGAGCCAGCGGACGAUAUACCAGGACUUUGGCGAUCGCUCGAGGGGCAGCUGGGCGCCCGAAUCCGCUCACACUUCCAGAACAUCGCUCUGCUACGCGUCUCGGCGGACGAUGCCCGUGCUGAUCGAAAGCUGCAAGGCCUUGAAGAGGACUCCGAGGACGCCGUGGACGGACUGGACUUUGGCGACCAAGUGGGCGACGAUGACGGCGUCGGUGAGGACGUGGAGAGUAUUAAUCCGCAAGCCCACCACGAAGCCUUCCUGGAUGUCCUAUCCGCGGUCCGACGUAGCGAAAUCAAGGAUAUGGCGGCGCCCUCGGCCCUGAGGCGCUUGGACGAAGAGGCGAGGGCAGUUGACCCAAGCCAGGACGACAGCAAUGCUGCCCAGCGUGGUCGCCAUUUUUAUACCAUGUUACAGGACCUCCAAGACUCGCCUUUCCGCGGCAUGGGACUGCCCAGCCGCGAGGAGAUCGACGCGGUAUUGAAGGUCCAGAAGAAAGAGGACAGCAGCGUCACGGCGAAGAUCCAGGGCAGGCAAAUGAAUCCGUCUUCUGCGCAUGCCGGCGAGCCACACAGGAGCCCACGGUUGCCCGUUCACGGACGCGAAAGAUCUCCAGAAGGGGUCGGUCCGGGCGGACAGAUGCGGCUCGAGCUCGGACGUUAUGCAACAUACGUCGAUGUGGCCUUGGGCCUCACAAGGCACUGGACCCUGAAUAAGCUCCAGUCGAUGGCAGUCUUGCUACCGGCGGUGUUUCUUGACGAGCGCGGCACACGGCUGCAGGAAGAAGGGGGUCGGCAGCAUUUCCAAUACAUCGGCGGCGAGGGCGGCACCGGCAAGUCUCGCGUCAUACACGCCAUCAAGGACAUGUUCCGGCUGAAGGACGGUCUCCACACGCUGCUCCUGACGGGCGCCAGCGGUAACGCGGCCGCGCUUAUCGGCGGAGUGACGCUGCACUCGGCGGCAAAUAUUGCGUUUGAGGGCAGGGCAGCGACAGCAAGGAACAUCUCGGAAGAAGAGAAGCUGCGGUGGAAAAACAUGAUCAUGCUGGUUAUCGACGAGAUCAGCCAGGUGGGCGGUCUCACGCUCGCGGCGGUGGACAGCCGCCUGAAGCAGUACAGAGACGACCAGCAUCGACCGUUCGGCGGGAUCCCAAUAGUCAUGUUCUUUGGUGACUUCUUCCAGUUCGACCCCGUCCUGCAGACCAGCCUCCUCUUGCCAACGCCUAGGGACCCCGGUGGACAGAGACCGGACAGCUCGGCAAAGCACCUAGCAGCGCAUAAGCUGUUCCUCCAGUUCACGAACGUCGUCAUCCUCCGCGAACAGGUCCGCGCGGCCGGCUGUCCAAGGUUGCGGGGUUUCCUUCCGCGCCUGCGCAAUGGCGAGCAAACCGAGCUAGACUUCCAGCGGCUAUGUCAGCGCGUCUAUACACCGUCGAGCGAGUCCUCCUUCGUAGAUGGCUUGAGAGCCAUCACGCCUCUGAACCAAGACCGGUGGGACAUGAACAUGGCGGCCGUCGUCCAGUGGGCUCGUGCCCACGGCAAGCACAUCUCCAUCUUUGUGGCCAAGCACGAUACCGAUUCGGGGAAGCGACUAAGUGUGGAAGAGCUGUGCCGCGUGCUUCGCUACGGAGACGACUCCCAGCUGCCAACCCCGGGCUUGUUCUUCUACGCUCAAGGGAUGCCGGUGGUGGUGACUCGCAACCAGUUUGUCGGGCUAAAGGUGGUCAACGGGGCACCUUUCAAGGCCGUCGACAUCUUCCCCGACCUCGCAGCCGGCACCAUCGCGCUCGCCAACGACGUGACUCUCCAUCUCGGGCCACCCGUGGCCGUCCUCCUCGAGUCGGAGGAUACCGCCGGUCUGGCCAUUCCCGGGCUCCCGAACGGCACAAUCUUGAUCAAGAGCAAGACGGUCGCCAUCCCGAGCCAAAUGCGGGGCAAAGAAGGCAGAUGGAGGGGCAAGCCGGGUUUCAGGUGGGUCACCCACCGAACGGGGCCUCUUUGCACCCCGGCCUUCGCUAUGACAGAUCAGAAGAGCCAAGGCAAGCAGUUCUCCAACGUCCUCGUCAACCUCAAAGGCGUCCACUCCAGCGGUACGGCGACUCGACCCAGCUUCAUGAGCCUGUACGUGCAGCUGUCGAGGGCGCAGAGCUGGGACGGGCUGCAUUUGUUUCGGAAACCGGGGCGCGGCGACUUCAUCGAGCCCAAGAAUGUGCUGGACAAAGACAUGAGGGAGGCCAUCCUCAAGCUGGAACGGCGGGGCGAGGAGACCAGGCGGCGGUUCGAGCAGGACCACAGGCACGAGUCGUGGUUUCAAGAAUGGGCUGCCAUGCCUGAAUCUGGCCAAGGGACUGAAACCGAUGACGUAGAGGGCGCGGCGCUCUGGCGAGACCCUGGGGUUCCCGAGCCCGAAUCGUAG
This is a messenger RNA of Chaetomium globosum CBS 148.51, 5373 nucleotides long. RefSeq lists its product as uncharacterized. The coding region runs from base 1 to 5373 and encodes 1790 amino acids. The transcript has 6 exons. Gene Ontology annotation, biological process: telomere maintenance; DNA repair. Gene Ontology annotation, molecular function: DNA helicase activity; protein dimerization activity. Lineage: Eukaryota; Fungi; Ascomycota; Sordariomycetes; Sordariales; Chaetomiaceae. The record is from RefSeq and is a predicted model, not a curated record.